This is a messenger RNA of Planococcus citri (citrus mealybug), 2032 nucleotides long. Its product is annotated as G-protein coupled receptor dmsr-1-like. NCBI's taxonomy places the organism in Eukaryota, Metazoa, Arthropoda, Insecta, Hemiptera, Pseudococcidae. Bases 279 to 1325 code for a protein of 348 amino acids. Gene Ontology annotation, cellular component: plasma membrane. The record is from RefSeq and is a predicted model, not a curated record. Gene Ontology annotation, biological process: G protein-coupled receptor signaling pathway. The transcript has 2 exons. Gene Ontology annotation, molecular function: G protein-coupled peptide receptor activity.
GAGUUUAAAACGAGAUUAAAAGUAAUCAUCAAAUAACUCCUGUAGCCAGUCUCGAAAAAAAUUUUGUUGCAUUGAGUGCGUUGAACGAGGGACUUGAUAAUUUCGAAACCAAAUCCUGUGUGCUGUGAUAAUUUCCUAAUUUGUUUUUCUCAUCUGUUAGUAUGCAUUUUUAGUGAAAUUUUAAGAAGUGUUACCGAUGUAAUUAUUUGAAAAAUUGAAAAUGCGCGAGUGUUGAAGUGAAAUCAAUGAAAUCAUGCUACUUAAACUGUUAAAUCGAGAUGUCAAUUGAAGAACAAGAACAAUCAUGCGAAGAGUUCCACACACCUUCGAAGAUCGUCGAAUAUUAUUUGAUCAACGUCAAGGGCUACGUAGAUAUAUCAAUAUGCGUAGUUGGUUCGAUUCUCAAUCUGCUCAAUAUAAUCGUAUUCACAAGAAAAAAUAUGAUUUCACCGGUGAACAUGAUAUUCACUCAUUUAGCCUGGGCAGAUUUACUGAUGUUAUUACUUUUUAUUCCAUAUACGUGGUUUGAAUGUUUUGAAGAAUACACGAAUGGCGGAUGGACUUAUCAACAGACUUUCUGGUACAUAUGGUUGGGUAAUGUUCCGGCUAUUUUUUACUUCAUGUCGGUAUUCCUUACAGUGAUGUUAUCCGUAUGGAGACACAUAGCUAUAGUGCAUCCAUUGAAAGAACGACAAUGGUGCAGCAUGAAAAUGACCCGAAAUGUGGUCAUAGCCGGUUACUUGACUUCUGUUUUGCUUGGCAUACCGAUGUAUUUUUCGACUGGUAUCAAACACGUUGGUAAUAAUCAGACGCAAAUUUACAUACCUCAUGCCGUAGAAGAUUCCAACCUGUUCAUUAUUUCACGUAUAAUCAAUUCGGUGUUGUAUCAGUUACUGCCAGCUAUAGCGCUACCAAUAUUUAGUUACAAACUAAUAAUUGUGUUGCGCGCAAAAAAAGAACACCAGCAAUACCAAAAUCCGUCUACAGACAUCAACAAUAUAAGGAGCACAAGAACUCCCGAAAUGAGAAACAAAAGUGAUCGAUCAAUAGUCCUAUUGUUAACAGUGAUGGCAUUGCAUUUAAUUUCCAAACUUCCAGCAGGAAUAAUCGAUUUACUUUAUCUCACUUACGGCAGGGCCAAUAAAAUCGCUUGGGAAUGUUACUUCAACGUGAGUGUAAUAUUCGAAACCAUGUCAUGCGUCACUUUAUCCGUCACAUUUGUAAUAUAUUACACUAUGGGUAAUCAUUUUAGAAUUACGUUUAACUCUUUGUUCAUUAGGAAAAAAUGCGAGGAAAUUGAUACAGAUGUGGAAAGUGAGUAUUAAGUCAGUAUAAGUUAAGUGAAGACUUGAAAAAAUUGAUCAAUAAUUACAAAGUAAUGUUGAAAAUAAAAAAUAAAGCAAAUCGCCUCCUCGAGUCUCUCUCAUGGUCUCAUGUGGUCCCAAAUAAAUUUCAUCAAAAAAAAAAAAAAAAAAUUCAAAGAUAUCAAAAAAUGAAACCGCCUGCAUAUUUUUUUGAAAUUUAUGGCCACACACAUAAGUUAAUUAUUACAAAUCAGUCCUUAUUUCGAAGCUUGAAAUUUUCAACUUCCCUUCAAAAGCAAUCCAUGUGAUUUUUAACACGUAAAAAUAUUAUUGUAAAUAGAAAAUGGAAAUGAGUAUGUACCUAUAAUUAUUUAAAAUGUGUCAUGCACAAUUAAAUCUACUCUUAUUAAAGAGGGUAGGAACGAAAUUAAUUCAUUCUACUGUUUGAAUACUACAAUUUGAAAUUUUUCACAAUCCGAAAAUUUUACGAUUUAGGUAGAUAUUAUUGUAAAUAGAAAAUGGAAAUGAGUAUGUACCUAUAAUUAUUUAAAAUGUGUCAUGCACAAUUAAAUCUACUCUUAUUAAAGAGGGUAGGAACGAAAUUAAUUCAUUCUACUGUUUGAAUACUACAAUUUGAAAUUUUUCACAAUCCGAAAAUUUUACGAUUUAGGUAGAUUUCAUUUCUGUAGAUACAAAAGUUUAUUACCUACAAUAUAAAAAUUUUUCAA